AUGAUCCUGAAAGGGCCUCGAAAGCCGGGCCUCACAAGAAUUCUAGGUUUGGCACUUUUCGUCUGUGCCAUCAUUUAUCUGCUCUGGCCAGAGGUCGAUGCUCGCUACUGGGACAGGAACGUGCCGCGAAGCAAUGGAGACUCAUUGCACGAUGAUAUACUCUCGCAUACUCAAAACGAGACUCUAGGCUUCGAGCAUAUAUACGCCAUCGGUUUGAAAGAACGAACCGAUAAACGGGAUUUCUUGACUUUGGCCUCUCUGGAGGCUGGGUUCAAAGUGGAUUGGCUUGAUGGAGUACGAGUGGACAGCCUGGAUCCAAAGUCUUUGCCUAAUGGGGCCAACUUCUCGUGGAUCAAACCAACUGCUGUGGCGUGUUGGCGGGCACACAUGAAUGCAAUGCAGAAAGUCCUCCAGAACUCGUACUCGACCGCCCUCAUUCUCGAAGACGAUGCUGACUGGGAUAUAUCAAUCAAACACCAACUGCGCGAAUUUGCCCGCGGAGUGCGCCAGCUGAAUGGGGAAGAACACGCACCCAAAGAAACUCCCUACGGCCUGGACUGGGACAUCCUGUGGAUUGGAGGAUGUGCGUCCGGCCCCAGCGCCAACGAAACCACGUUCUUUGCCAUUCCGGAUGAUCCCACGGUCCCAAGCAAAGAGCAUCUAGACACAUGGGGCGGGCCGCUGGAGAAAUGGAAAGAGCAGUACCCCGAGCUGUCGGAUGACUCUACACGCUUUAUCUACCAGGCUAGCAUGGGCUGUUGCACCUACGGGUACGCGGUCACGGCGAAAGGGGCAAAGAAGAUUCUCGCCGCACUUUCGCUGGAUCGUCUUGACUGUCCGGUUGAUAACGCUAUGAGUGAUCUCUGUGCAGGCACGAACGGCCGGCGACAGGUGAAAUGCUUCGCUCCGUGGCCGAACCUGAUCGGGACCUACAAGCAUGCCGGUCCAGAAUCGCGUGAUUCUGACAUCGAGGACCGCUCUGAAGACAAAUUCCAUGACGCUUCGUCAAUGAAUGUGGUAUACAGCACUCGGCUCAACAUUCAGCGACUCAUCGGGCAGGAAGGAAAGGUAUAUUCUCAACACAAGGAUAAUCGUACAGAUGCUGUUAGGGAGUUGGAUUUGAGCGAGAUUGACUAUCCGCGGGGUUUUUUGGUCGGUUAG
Molecule: messenger RNA, 1161 nt
Organism: Aspergillus terreus NIH2624
Lineage: Eukaryota; Fungi; Ascomycota; Eurotiomycetes; Eurotiales; Aspergillaceae
Product: putative LPS glycosyltransferase
Exons: 4
Coding region: 1-1161 (386 amino acids)
Source: RefSeq, a predicted model, not a curated record